AUGGUUCUUAUGAUUCAUAGGCGCAUUGUGGUGUGGGUGGAGGAGUGUUUUGAGGCCGAGCUUGCUGCGCUGCUUGAGAAUCUGAAGUUAGCUGUGACAUUGUCUUCUCAUAUCUGGGUUGAGCUGGAUGCUGCAGUGCUCGUUUUGCUCAUGUCUGCUGGGCAUCACGGUCAUGCUAGUAUCCGAUAUUUUGUUGCCUGGAUUCGACUGCUUAUUCGACACCGGCAGGUUCGAUUCACUCACAUCCAUCGCGAGGGAAAUCAUCUUGAGGAUUUUAUGGCUAGGCAAGGGCAUCAGACCCAGGCUUUGACUACUUUUGAUUCAGAGUCUACUCCUCGUUAUUUUCUUGCCCUAGUUAAGAUGGAUCAGUUUGGUUAUCCUAACUUCAGAUUUAGAUAUCAUGUUGAUAGCUAG
Molecule: messenger RNA, 414 nt
Organism: Salvia miltiorrhiza (redroot sage)
Lineage: Eukaryota; Viridiplantae; Streptophyta; Magnoliopsida; Lamiales; Lamiaceae
Exons: 2
Coding region: 1-414 (137 amino acids)
Molecular function (GO): nucleic acid binding; RNA-DNA hybrid ribonuclease activity
Source: RefSeq, a predicted model, not a curated record